This is a messenger RNA of Schistocerca nitens (vagrant locust), 400 nucleotides long. RefSeq names its product odorant receptor 2a-like. The transcript has 4 exons. Gene Ontology annotation, molecular function: odorant binding; olfactory receptor activity. Lineage: Eukaryota; Metazoa; Arthropoda; Insecta; Orthoptera; Acrididae. The coding region runs from base 1 to 369 and encodes 122 amino acids. Gene Ontology annotation, biological process: sensory perception of smell; detection of chemical stimulus involved in sensory perception of smell. Gene Ontology annotation, cellular component: plasma membrane. The record is from RefSeq and is a predicted model, not a curated record.
AUGGCAAACCUGUGCUCCAGCUUGUUCGUCGCCGCCGUACUGUUGCAGAGAGAUGGAAACAUUGGAAAAGCCAUAAAUGCGCUUUUCUCAAUACCUGGUCUUCUGUACGAAACUACAAUUUACUGCGUAUUUGCCCACAUCAUGUCCGAUCAGAGCGAGAGGCUGAUGUACUCCGCCUUCUGCUGCGGCUGGGUCAACAACGACGCACGAUUCAAACGCAGCCUGGGCAUCUUCAUGAUGAUGACAGUACGACCGAUCGUAAUCACGGUGGGCAAGACGUGCAAACUGUCCAAGCAGAUGCUGCUGCAGGUCUUGAACGGAACGUACGGCUUAUUGAACAUGCUCUACUACAUGCAUAGAAGCAAAUGAAACGUCACCGAAGAGGCAGACCUGAAGACCA